Laetiporus sulphureus 93-53 is the source of this 1791-nucleotide messenger RNA. RefSeq lists its product as uncharacterized. The record is from RefSeq and is a predicted model, not a curated record. The transcript has 14 exons. The coding region runs from base 1 to 1791 and encodes 596 amino acids. Lineage: Eukaryota; Fungi; Basidiomycota; Agaricomycetes; Polyporales; Laetiporaceae.
AUGUCCGCUGCGCAGAUUGAGACGCAAGCCAAUACCAUUGACAAUAUGCCUUUCAAUGCCGCAGCCCACCAGGACAACGAAACAGCGGUAGAACAGACGGAUAAAGCGAAGGAAGGAGCACCAGCGAAUGGAGAAUCUGCAAAGGCAAAUCCCAUUCUACCUCCAUCCGAUCACUGCUCCCUACGCUGUGAUUGCGUGCCGACCGAGUCGUACCUGAGCGUGCAGCCGUCCGCCGAGAAUCCGUAUACGGUCCUGCUCGCCAAGCAAGCCGUAGAGGACCUCGGUGAGAGUGGAAGUAACGCGGACGGGAUGGAGACGGAUAGUUCGGGCUAUAUCUACGCUGGCGCCCCAGAGCAUAACGUGGUGACGCGGUAUAACCCAGCGACGAGAGUCAUGGAGCCAUUCGUGCGCGCUCCCUACAUUCAGAAUGGCGUCCCGGGAGAAAUGCUACGCUCUUUCUCUUUCCUCGCGCUCUGGGCGGCUGUCACCGCCGCCCAGGCGACUGGCAGCGUUUUCGACUUUCCGGAGUAUCCCCAUGCAGGGACACCUGAUCCGAACUCAACAUUUGCCAACGCAGUGGCCCCAUUGCCCUCUAGUGUUGCGAAGAAUCCGACGUUGGCCGGGGCGUACAUUCACUACGACACGGGGCUUUACGGACCCAAGCUCGAGUUGGUGCAUGCCUACUACAAUUACUGGCCAGUCGGUGUAGGCGUUGCAAGCGACGGAACCGUCUUCACCACCUUGCCGCGCGGCAAUGAGACGUUCACGCUCGCCGUGUUCAACAGCACAACAACCGAAGCGCCGUGGCCGAACGAAGAUUGGAAUACCCCACCAGCGUUCGAAAACGCCAGCAACCCCGGGUACAGCGUCGUGACCGAAAAGUUCCUCUACAUCCAAUCAGUGGUCGUCGACGGACUGGACCGUGUAUGGGCGCUGGACACCGGCCGCCCUGAGGUGAACGGCUCCUACCUGCUGGCUGCCGUUCCCGGAGGGCCAAAAUUGAUUGGCUUCUAUCUCAACGGUACCAACUUCGCCGCAUAUACCUUUCCGUCGUCCGUCGUGUACGCUGACUCGUCUGUCAACGACGUGCGCUUCGAUCUACGCGGCGGGGGCUAUGCCUACAUCACCGACAGCUCGCCGAACCAUCCCGGCAUAGUCGUCCUCGAACUCGCAACGGGCGCGUCUUGGAGACAUCUUGACGCCCAUCCGUCCACCACGCCGGACAACAGUUUUGUCCCCGUAUAUGACGGAGUCCCAUUCUACCUCCACCCGAUCACUGCGCCCUAUGCUGUCAACAACUUCGGACUGUACGCCGCCGACGGGAUCGCACUCUCACCAGAUGGCGCCUACUUAUAUUACGCCCCGCUGGCGAGCCGCCAGCUCUGGCGCGUGCCGACCUCGUACCUGAAGGUGCAGCCGUCCGCCGAGAACCCAUAUGCGGCCCUGCUCGCCAAGCAAGCCGUGGAGAACCUCGGUGAGAGUGGCAGUAACGCGGACGGGAUGGAGACAGAUAGUUCGGGAUAUAUCUACGCUGGCGCCCCAGAGCAUAAUGCGGUGACGCGAUAUAACCCAGCGACGGGAGUCAUGGAGCCCUUCGUGCGCGCUCCCUACAUCCAGUGGCCGGACACCCUGUCCAUUGUGACCCUACAAACCGGCGAAAGUUACGUCUACUUCACUUGUAACCAGUUGUGGCUCGGUCCGAACUAUCAAAAUGGCACGGACUUACGCACGAAACCAUAUGCGAUGUUCAGGGCGCCGAUCGAAGCGAACAAAGCCGCACAAACUGACUGA